UGAGGUGAAACCACGAUCUGCAAAAAAUGGACAUUGAGUGGAUCGCGACGAAGGGGUAAGCGAAACGGAGACGAACAGGUGCUGCAGACGCGAAGCCGGCAAGCAGAGUCGCGAGGGAGAACAGAGACAACCAGGUUACGCGCAUGUUGAAAAGGCUGGUCUCGAGUCCCGGGGAGGAGGGUGGCUGUGAAGUGGGCCAUUAUCGGAGGCGGGCUGGCGUUAUAAGGGAACGGGAGAUAAUUGGGCACGAUAUGACGGAGCUUAGGCCAGGGGCAGCUGGAGGCACGUGCCCCUGCGCAAGGGGAGACUGGCACCGACCUCCCGUUGUGGAUUCAAUUGGCCGGCUCCCUCUUCCGCCACACGCUCGCCCAGGCACACGCCCCCUUCCUCUGCCACGCCCGCCCCCGCCCAGGCCCUGCCGCCCCUGCUGCCCUGGCCAGCCAGCCACCACCGCCCGCCAACCCACGUCGCCCCUCGCCGUCCUGCCCAGUGCCCGGCAAAAGUGCGCGCACCGCCCUCGCGCCCCCCUGCCCCGUUCGAUCCGGCCUCUGUCGCAAUCGAUCUCAUGCACGUCUCAAAUGAAUGUGCCUGUCAGACUCUCCCUGACAGCUCUCACCGCGGGAAGAGCCUCUUCCUGCUUCCGACCGGCACACCCUGCCACACCGUUCCCCCGAGCGCGUCCUCCUCGGCACGGCGCGUCUGCUCACUUGCCCUGGCGCACGCAGCCUCACACAGGCUCUGCGCUAUUCUCGGCGAACGCCCAGGAUGCUUCGGACAGGCACCUCACUCGCACCCGCACGGCAGGCGGAUGCAAACUCUGGUAAUGCCGCACCCUUGUGCAAUCAUGCCCCGCUGGAUUUCGUCCACCAGCGUCAUGCUUGCCGGACACACUUCCAGGCCAGAGCAUAAUAGGA
Molecule: messenger RNA, 914 nt
Organism: Fomitopsis serialis
Lineage: Eukaryota; Fungi; Basidiomycota; Agaricomycetes; Polyporales; Fomitopsidaceae
Exons: 1
Coding region: 144-824 (226 amino acids)
Source: RefSeq, a predicted model, not a curated record